CCUCUGCUGUCGACUGAGCUACGUACCAGAUACACGUCGGCGCACACGCGGGCUCCAAUCAUUCCAUUUCGUGCCGACCAGGUAGCACGCGAGUAUUCUCAUCCACCCGUAUACAUUUUUUGGAGGCCUAUUUAUAGCCCAUCCCUUCUAAUCUUAGCACUGCAUUCCAUCUGCAUCCAUCACUCUUAUCUGAAACUUCCUGCUGUUGUUUCUUCCUCCGUUUCCCUCUACUCGGUCUGUAUAUUCAGUAAAGAGCGCAGUGUACGUGCCAAGAAGAAUUAUAUAUGGCGAUCCUCAAGAGUUGUUCCGUCGACAGCGACGCGAGUGCCAGGGGCUUUGCUCCGGAAGAGAUCGACCUGGGCGACGACGUGCUCGCGGAGAUCAUCCUGCGCCUGCCCCUGGACUCCGUCGCGCGCUCCAGGUGCGUCUCCAAGAACUGGUGCGCCGCCAUCGCCGACGGCUAUGUCCGCCGCCGGCUCCCCCUGCACAUGUCCAUGAUCUGCUUCCCCGACGACGACGGCGACGCGCUUGGCGGCGGCGGCGGCAGCAGGCCCGUGUACGCGUGCGCGGGCGAGGGCCGCCGGCUCGAGGCCCGGGACCUCGGCUUCUUCCCGCUGCACGACAGCGUCAUCUUCUGCGACGGGUGCAACGGCCUGCUCCUCUGCCGCGCCCCCGGCUCGCCGGAGUUCUAUGUCGUGAGCCCGGUCACCAGGAGAUGGGCGGCGCUCCCGAGGCCGGCCAAGGAGCCGCGGCUCUCCGUGCUGGCGUUCGACCCGCUCGUCGGGCAGCACUACCACGUGAUCAACUUCACCGGGUGGCGCGACCGCGGCGCGGCGGUGGAGGUGUUCUCGUCGGAGACGCGGGCGUGGGCCGCGCACGACGUGGAGUUCGGCGGCGUCCCGGCGGGCUCCCUCUCCGGCUCGGUGCACUGCCACGGCGGCGCUGUGUACUUCCUCGCCUCCGACCCGGACUGCGUCGUCCGCAUGGACCUCGCCGCCGGGCUCGCGUGCACGGUCAUCGACCUCCCCGAGCCGGCGGACGGCGACGGCCGCGUCGCGCACUCCGGCGGCCGGCUGCACUACCUCUGCAGCCACAGCGGGCUACUCAAAGUCUGGUCGCUUGAGGACGACCGCCCGCGCCAGCGGUGGCGCCUGAAGCACGCCGUGAGAGUCAGCGACGUCGUGGACGGCGGCGAGGUGAGGUUCCUGGCGAUGCACCCGGAGAACCAGGCGGUGGUGUACAUAUGGUCGCCGUGGAAGGUCGUCGAGUACGACCUGGGCAAGCGAGAGAUCACCGGCGCGGCGUGGGAGUUCGGCAAGGGCGCGAGGAACCGUGUCGUCAAGACGUGGCUUGUCCCGUCCUCGUGCUACCUUUCGGAUUGCUUUGCGGACGAUGGUCCGUUACCGGCGCGCUGAAUUGAUCAGGGGACAGGGGUGGGUAUGGAGCGGUGAGGUCUGAACCGUGCGCCUAACCCAUCGAACCGAAAUGGAAUGAAUCGCUCCGUGGGUCAAUGUACACUGGACCCAGCGCUCCGAUGGUUAACGUGGCUCCAUCCAUUUUCUC
Triticum aestivum (bread wheat) is the source of this 1563-nucleotide messenger RNA. RefSeq names its product putative F-box protein At3g10240. The record is from RefSeq and is a predicted model, not a curated record. Gene Ontology annotation, molecular function: protein binding. NCBI's taxonomy places the organism in Eukaryota, Viridiplantae, Streptophyta, Magnoliopsida, Poales, Poaceae. The coding region runs from base 285 to 1415 and encodes 376 amino acids. The transcript has a single exon.